This is a messenger RNA of Microdochium trichocladiopsis, 5382 nucleotides long. RefSeq names its product U3 small nucleolar RNA-associated protein. Gene Ontology annotation, cellular component: 90S preribosome; t-UTP complex; small-subunit processome. Bases 1 to 5382 code for a protein of 1793 amino acids. Gene Ontology annotation, molecular function: snoRNA binding; protein binding. The record is from RefSeq and is a predicted model, not a curated record. Gene Ontology annotation, biological process: maturation of SSU-rRNA from tricistronic rRNA transcript (SSU-rRNA, 5.8S rRNA, LSU-rRNA); positive regulation of transcription by RNA polymerase I. NCBI's taxonomy places the organism in Eukaryota, Fungi, Ascomycota, Sordariomycetes, Xylariales, Microdochiaceae. The transcript is spliced from 3 exons.
AUGGCGACGGCUCUGUCUGCGCAGCUGGCGCAAAUCGCCGCCGCCUCCAAGACGACUCUGAACGUCAAGGCGCAGAAGGCCGCACAUUCCAAGUCGCUCAUUUUCGAACCUCGAGUGGCCGCCGCCCAGAACUAUCAGACACUCUUCACCAUCUGCCGCGAAGGCUUCGACGAGCUUUGCCAGCUCGAUCCCCGCUACGUGGCUUUUGGCAACUCCAUCUUCAGCCCCCAGAGCCAAGAUGAGGAUCGCACACAAAUGACGGCGGCCGAGAAUGCCGUGCUCGACAAGCGGAUAGACGAGUUUCUGCGACUUGUCGGAUCACGUCUCCGACUGAUGCCUGCGAUCAAGGCUCUCGAGUGGCUUGUUCGACGGUUCCGGAUACACGAGUACAACACCUCGACUCUGAUUUCGACCUUCCUCCCAUUCCACACUAUUCCGGCAUUCAAGACGCUGCUCUCGAUUCUGCCAGAAAACCUUCCGCAAGUCUACAAAUUCCUUGCCCCGUACGCGAAGUCUUCUACAGACACCCCGAGGUCGGUUCUCGUGCACAGAGCUGUGCACCACUCCGACUUUUUGGCUGCCGUCUCCUCGUACACGAUCGAAACCUGCAGAGCUCAACAACAACAUCCCGCUCUCAUCUCGUUCUGGGGCGGUCUUAUGGUUGAAGCCGUUAAUGGCAAACUGGACAGACUACGAUCAGGCAGGCGCGCGAUCCAGGCGGACAACGAUCAAUCACUGCUGCACGAGCUUGGUCCUACUAUCAGCGAGGCUCUUGUCAUGAGCAAGGUUCCCGAUCUACAGAUUGCAUGCUACAUGGUCCUUGCGGUGUUCGUGGCCAAGGGCGACCUGCAGGACGCUGCAAUCAGCGCCUUGAUGGAGCAGCUUGUAUCGGGAUGGAGCACGGACUCUCUGCGCCCGGGGCUCGUCUGUUUGUCUAUCCUCGCCCAGUACCGAUCUGCCAAGCAGCUUUCUGGGAGAGUCACAAAAGCUCUUCUGAAGGUCCACGGUCUCUCUGACCUGCUCGCUGAAAUCAGUACUGAGCAUGAGAUUGGCAAGCUAUCGAACGGCUUGAGCCUGGCUCUGAUAGACAGGCUUUCCAAGAAGGGCGACUUCAGAGGACUUCCCAUCAUCGAGUCUCUCCUGACGAAACAUAUCCUACAUGAACAACAGGCUGUCGUAGCCUUUAAGUCGUUGCUUCUCGCUGCGCACAGGGUAGACGACAGGGUGGAUGAGGGGGGUGAAUUGAGGAAAGCGCUUGCAACCACAAUUGUUCGCCUGUCGCAGGUCGAUCUUGACCAGGGCUUGUUCUCAAAGGUGAUUGCCGACACGGAUGUCGACAUCGAUGCGUUGGAGAUGAGACUCGACACUCAAAUUCGUCCCAGGGCGAUCCUGGCUGCCAAGAACGACAACGAGACGAUGGAUAUGGGUACGGACGCCCCAGAGACGAGCGAGGAUUUCUCAUCCGCCAUCGAGCGGGUUGGUACUCUCUCGAACACAGGAGGGUCUUGCCUGAAACCAUCACCUUCAGACGUCUUCCUCGAUCUGUGCUCCGUCUACCUAUCUUCUUUGUCGCAAGAGGGCUCCAGCCCAAUUUUCGUCCAGUUGGGUGCGCUCAAGAGAAACCAGGCCGUCGAAGAUAGCUUCUAUCUCACUUUUUUCAUGAGGAUUUGGUCUGGGCCUUAUCCGACGCUUGCCAGAGUUGGUGCCUUGGAUCUUGUCAAGGCCCGCCUCAAGGAGAGCGACUGUCAGAGUGUGGAUUUCCAGGCCGUCAUUCCGCACUGCAUUUCAGCGCUCAACGACCCGUCCAAGAAGGUACGCCGUGCCGCUGCCGAGCUGGUGAUUGUUCUCGAGACCAUCUUCGCUGGCACGGACAAGAAGGCCAAGACUUGGGGUCGCGAGCAGCUUUAUGGGACCAAGGACUCGCUUGACUGGAUGGAAGUCGACACGGCCCGGAAGCUUUUACAGAUUAUCUUGCUGCCCACGCUUGAGGAGUGCGUUCUCAAUGCCGAGCAAAUCACUGCAGUGAUUCAAUCUGUUCUUAGCAGCGGCUCUCGUCAAUCUGUAGACAACGGGGACGCGGACAAAAAGGCCCACGUCUCACAUGCCACUCGGCUUUCCAUUCUGCAGUUUCUUUCCAGCCACGCAGUCCACAGUCCGCUUAUGGCUGUCAAGCUCCGCCUUCUGGCACCCCUCAACCAAGUCAAGAGUGUGUCUGGUACCACGCGGACCCAGCUUCUCCUGCCGCUUUUGAAAUGGUGGUCAUCGGUUUCAGAAACUACGGCUACACAGAUUUGUGUCGAACAGAAGGUGGACGAGAGGACUGUGGACAUUGCGUUCGUGGAUGUCAUUCUUCCAAAUGACAAGCUGGGCUUGGAAUAUCUUCUCGGCGCCGUACAAAGUGCUGGCAUGGAGAAAAGAGAGCAUCUGAUGCGAGUCAUGUUCCAGCGCCUAGAAAAGCUCUGGGAAUCCAUGAAGUCCGAGCCCCGGUACAUGGUUGCUCAGCAGAUGCUCAAUUUGGCCAACAAGGGGUGGGCCGAGGAGCGACCGCUGGUUGCCACUGAAGCCGCCAACCUAUUGAGGAACGUGGAGCUUACGACAGAUAUUCUGCUCUUCUUCCUCGAAAGUCUCCAGCCUGCGGCGAAGAUGGUGACCGAGCCACCGCCUGGCAAGCGCCGGAGGACCUCCUCGUCCGAAGCCCAUCGUGGAAUCGGAACACAAACCACGCCAGAGAUCACUGCAACCCUAAAGCACGUCACAUUUGUUCUUCAACUUGUGGAAGGUUCUGAGCCUGAAAAACACCCGCAGCUUCUCAACCCACUCUUCAAUGCCCUGUCGGAGUUGCAGCACUAUAGGGUUAUUGUUGGAUCCGAGCUUGGGUACCUUCAGAACCUUGUCCUGCGUAGUCUUCUUGCUAUAGUGCCUGCGUACAAGGAAAGCCCUAGCCUCAAAAUUGAUGGAUCCGGUGGGCACGGCGAUCUGCUGGUCAACUGCAUUCAGAAGUCCUCCAGUCCAGCUGUUCAGAGCUCCGCACUGCUUCUGAUUGCCAGUCUCGCUAAGGUGGCUCCAGACUUGGUUCUUCAUAGUGUGAUGCCAAUCUUCACCUUCAUGGGCAGCUCGGUCCUCCGUCAGAACGACGACUACUCCGCACAUGUUAUCAACCAAACUGUCAAGGAGGUGGUCCCGCCCCUCAUUCAGUCCCUUCGCAAGGGCAAGCGCAAUCCUGUUGCGGCGACGUCGGAGCUACUCCUCAGCUUUGUCACGGCUUAUGAGCAUAUACCUUCACACCGUCGUCUCGGCCUCUUUGUCUCGCUGGUGGAGACACUAGGUCCAGAGGAGUUUCUCUUCGCUCUCCUUGCCAUGCUGGCUGAUAAGUACGGUGCAACAGAUCAGGUUUUGACAUUCAGCACAGAGGUGUUCAACAGUUUCUCUGUCGAAACCCAACUGCAGUCGCUGAUCAAACUUCUGGACCUCAUUCGUGACGUAUUCCAGCCUAAGCCUGCGCUGUCAUCUGUCCUCCUGGGUACCAACGAAGAGUCUGAGCGAGACACCCAGAAGAUUGCAACAUGCGAACUCAGCUUGCUUCCGCAGCUGCUUUCGAGCAGGAAACUCAUCUCGCAGAUCAGCAAGUUGGCGGGUCGGGAUGACAUGGAGGCUUCCAAGGUUCGCGAGCUCUACUCCACUCUAUUGGAGGAUCUGCUUGGCCUCGCAAAUUCCUUAAGGAAAAACAAGGCCCUUUACAACCAAUGCAGCGAAGGACUGUCGAAGCUUCUGAAUCUGCUAGCCAUCGGCGAGUUCAUCAAGGCUGUAGAGACCCUGCUUGAUCGUCCCGACGCCGCUCUUCGCCGCAAGGUGUUACGCGCUGUUGAGACACGCAUCGACAAGGAGAAUCAGUCUGAUGCCAGCUCGAGAGCGGCUCUGCUAGCGUUCCUCCCGCAACUCACAGCGAUCAUCAGAACGUCAGACGAUGUCGCUUUCAAGCACAUUGCUGUGGGCUGUGUCGACAAGAUUGCCGAGAAGUAUGGCAAGAAAGAUCCAGAAGCUGUCACUGGCGCAGCGAACACGAUCGCCAGUGACAAGUGCCUUGGCCAAGACGACGAGAAUCUGCGCGUCAUGGCCCUCCUCUGCCUUGCUUCGCUCGUCGAUGUCCUGAAGGACGGUAUCGUUCCUGUGCUGCCGUCCGCCAUUCCGAAGGCACUUGCCUACAUGCAGCAGAGCGUGCAGGCUGAAGAUCCACGGCCAGAGCUCCACAAUGCGGGCUUUGCUUUCAUGACGGCACUUGGACAAUACUUGCCGUACAUGCUCUCAGGCUCCUACUUGAAGCAGCUUUUCACUGUUGCCAGUGCUUCUGCCAACGCUAAUCUCGGCUCUGAGGCCAACAAUGCUCGCCAACAGUGCCUCCACUUUCUGGCGAAACAGCUCGAGGCCAAAACCCUCUUUACCGCCUUGGGCCAGACUUGGACUACUGCCACUGAUUCUGGCUUCCUUGCCGUACGCGAGUAUUUGGAGAUCUUGGGUCUCGCGAUCGACAAGAACACGAAGGGCUCCAUUGAGAAAAACGCGUCUCUGCUGCUUUCUAUCAUCAUGGAUGCUCUCGAUUUGCGGCGCAUCGAGUAUGAGAAGGGCGACAGUGGAAUGAAGAAUGUGGCGCGUAUCGAGGCCAUCGUCAAUGAAGUCUCCCUCAAGAUGAUUUACAAGCUGAACGACGCAGCUUUUCGCCCGAUUUUCACCCAGCUGAUGGACUGGGCCACGACUUCGCUGCCCAAGAAGAACGCUGUGGGCAGGCAAUUGCGCCUGCUCAGCGUUUUCGGCUUCUUGCAUCACUUCUUCGACAACCUCAAGUCCAUCGUUACCAGCUAUGGCACCUAUGUGGUGGAUGCGGCGGUCAACAUCCUUAACACCGCCAAUGUGAAGAAGGCCGAGGAUCGCGAGCUGUGGAAGAAGGUGCUUCAGACGCUCGCGAGUUGCUUCGAGCACGACCAGGAUGACUUCUGGCAAGCACCAACUCACUUCAACGCUGUGGCGCCAGUGCUCACCGCGCAGUUUGCUCACGCAGGCACGACCGAUCUGACGCUGGAUCUGGUCCCCGCCAUUGUCGAGCUCGCCAACGCCGCGGACUCGCAGGAUCACCAGAAGGAGCUCAACGGCGCCCUGCUCAAGCACCUACGCUCCGAGCAAACAGCUGUGCGCCUCGCCGCCGUCAAGUGCGAGCAAGAGAUUACUAACCGGCUCGGCGAGGAGUGGCUGUCGAUGUUGCCUGAGAUGCUGCCGUACAUCAGCGAAUUGCAGGAGGACGACGACGAGGAUGUCGAGCGCGAGACGCACCGCUGGAUUGUGGGGAUCGAGGGCGCUCUGGGCGAGAGCCUAGACGCAAUGCUGCAGUAA